AAACUGAGGUGACAGGAGGGUGGUGCUGCAGUUCAUAUCUCAAUGCUUAGAUGUUAUAACUCAGCUCCCGCCUUCUCAAGCAACCAUGUCAGAAGGGGACAGUAUUGGCGAGUCUGUUCAUGGAAAGCCUUCCGUGGUCUAUAGAUUUUUCUCAAGACUUGGACAGAUCUACCAGUCCUGGUUAGACAAAUCUACUCCAUAUACUGCAGUGCGAUGGAUUGUAACUUUGGGUCUGAGUUUUAUCUACAUGAUUAGAGUUUAUUUACUGCAGGGUUGGUACAUUGUGACAUAUGCCUUGGGAAUCUACCAUCUAAAUCUCUUCAUAGCUUUCUUGUCGCCAAAGGUAGACCCUUCUUUAAUGGAAGAUUCAGAUGAUGGUCCUUCCUUACCUACAAGGCAAAAUGAAGAAUUUCGGCCUUUCAUUAGAAGGCUCCCAGAGUUUAAAUUCUGGCACUCUGCCACUAAAGGAAUCCUGGUUGCUAUGGCAUGUACAUUCUUCGAGGCUUUCAACGUUCCUGUUUUUUGGCCAAUCCUUGUGAUGUACUUCAUUAUGCUAUUUUGUAUCACUAUGAAGAGGCAAAUCAAGCACAUGAUAAAGUACAGAUAUAUACCCUUCACACAUGGCAAGAGGAAAUACAAAGGGAAAGAAGAUGUGGGAAAGACCUUUGCUAGCUAGAAGAUCCAAUCAACCUGUUGACCAAUUCUGCUUCUAACUAAAGGAACGAUUUUGAGCCAUUGUAACAAUGCCUUUUUUCUUCAUAAAAAAUGAUUAACACAGUGGUGACAAAGCGGUUGAAUUUUCAUUUUAAGAGGAUCUUGCUAUUUUUAUCUGAAAUAUCAGUUUCUUGAAGAAACUGGCAUUCUAACCGGAUUGCAUUGAGUUUAUUAUCUUUUGUAAGAAGUUGGAGAAACUGUGGAUAAUCCCAUGGAUUUGGGAUAAUGCAUUUCUUUCAAGAUCCAUUGCCCUGGAGAGAUUAAUGGCUUAGAGUUGGAUAUUUUUACAUAGUUCUCUUGCUCAAUAUCACCCUGAAGUGCUGUGCACGUAUGUGGAGGAAAAAUGUAAGAUGGCACACAUGAUGCUGUUUUCUGCUUCAUGGCCGUGUGCUAUUUUCAUGGAAAAAUACAGUAGACCUAAAUAGAUGCAGAACUUAAGCCAGUUUCCUAAAUGCAUGGUAUUACUGAGUUAUAACCAAACAGAUAUAGGUAGGAAUAAGAAAUCUCCUAAAUUAUGGGUUUUGCAGUAGGCAAAAAAUACUCGUACAGCUUCUAAAGUAACUCAUUUGUGUUGGGUUUCAAUGCCAGUUUCACCAUUACAUCUCCUAGCAGAUGCUAAAAUUGGGCUCUUUCGUAAUGACUCAAAACUUUGUUCAAACUCUAUCACAAUUUCCUUUGAGGACCUGGAAUUAUAAAUAUAUAUAUAUAUUUUAAUUGUUAUUAGUUGGAGUUUCUUUCAUACUUAAGGGUUUCUUGAUUAAUUUAAGCUGACUUCAUGCAGCCCCUUCAGAACAUACCCCAACUGGCCAUAGCAGACGAACGGUGUGGGUUUUAACACAGCUUUUCAUUUUCUAUGGGGAAAAAAAAAGAGAUAAAUGACCUGCAUGUAAAUUUUUUCAUGUGAUACAACUGCAGUUUUAUUAAGUGACUUUUUAAUUCCAAAAUUUAUUAAAAGACAGUGUCCCCCUUUA
Messenger RNA from Nipponia nippon (crested ibis), 1685 nucleotides. The record is from RefSeq and is a predicted model, not a curated record. Lineage: Eukaryota; Metazoa; Chordata; Aves; Pelecaniformes; Threskiornithidae.